CCAAGCCCAUUAGCCCACACAAUCUCACCGCCAUGGCGACUCGUUUGAGGUCGAUCGGAGCUUUAUCGUCCUCCGCCACUCAUAAGUCGCCGGCCGGAAUUGAAACCGGCAGUCAUGGCGUCUUCAAGCCACGAUUGUCAUCAUCAUCUUCUUCUCCUGAGAGUGAGUUUCCUAAAACUAAUAAUAAGAAAAUGACCGAUCGUCUCUCCGGUGUAAUCGACGUGGUUAACGAUCGUAAGCUUCCGCCGGAACUUCGAGGUCAACGUGACGCCGUUAGGUCAGAAACUGACAUCAUCAAUGUUGUUGAACAACGAAUAUGGCAUUCCAUGGAAGAAGGGCAAUUUGAGAACUUACCAGGGAAGGGAAAACCGUUGGACCUCAAUACUAAUCCUCAUGCUGAUCCAGCUGAAGAUACCUUGUAUAGGAUUCUCUCCAGAAAUAAAUGUGCACCUGAGUGGGUUGAAUUGAACAAAGAGAUAAGAAAUAGAGUAGUUGAGUGGAGAUCAGCACUUGAAAGGGCAUGGACACACCGAGGCUCUGUCGAUGAUUCUGAAUGGAUCGAGGCAUCCGAGUCUCUAAAGCUGCAGAUAUGUGACAUCAAUAACAAGGUUUUCCGAUACAACCUUAUUGUCCCUUUUGGCCGCCAAAUGAUUGGACUCAAGUGGGAGAAGGAAAUGGACCGACUGAAAGAAGAAAGUACAGGGAGCUGAACAUUUUGCAGGUCUCAUUUCUGGUGUAGUUUAUCACAUGAAAGUGGAAACUUCUGUAUGCGCGGGGGGUUCCUUGUGUUCUUGCUUCUUGUUUUCGUCGUUCCUAGUCCAGUAUUUCGGGAAUUUGCGUUUCUCAGUCUCUUGACUCUCUAUUAUAAGUUUGAUCCAAGUUUUUAAUAUUUUCUUGUAUCGAAGACCCAAAUAUUUAUAAUUAGUGGGUGAGGGUGUCGGAGUCGUAUGGGAGCAAAGUUGGUGUUUUAAAGGCCCCAACAUAUAUGACU
Molecule: messenger RNA, 991 nt
Organism: Solanum verrucosum
Lineage: Eukaryota; Viridiplantae; Streptophyta; Magnoliopsida; Solanales; Solanaceae
Exons: 3
Coding region: 33-710 (225 amino acids)
Source: RefSeq, a predicted model, not a curated record